AUGAGCACUGACAGCAAGACUGAUCUUGACACAAUGGUACUUGCAGACGUUCAGCGGGCGUCGGAGACGUGCGGCUGUUUACCUGUAGGCGGCGCCGGCGCCGGCGCCCCUGCCACCGCUGUGGAAAGCCUGCUGCGCUCACCUGCGGGCUGUGACUCGGGCAGCGGAGAGGAGCAGCGGAGAGCAGAGGCACAGGCUUUCGCGCGGCACAGCCGGCAGAAGCCAGGGAGCCAGGCCGAGGCUGGCUGCGACAGACCGCAGAAGCCAGGGAGCCAGGCCGAGGCUGGCUGCGACAGACCGCAGAAGCCAGGGAGCCAGGCCGAGGCUGGCUGCGACAGCCCGCAGAAGCCAGGGAGCCAGGCCGAGGCUGGCUGCGACAGACCGCAGAAGCCAGGGAGCCAGGCCGAGGCUGGCUGCGACAGACCGCAGAAGCCAGGGAGCCAGGCCGAGGCUGGCUGCGACAGCCCGCAGAAGCCAGGGAGCCAGGCCGAGGCUGGCUGCGAGAGACCGCAGAAGCCAGGGAGCCAGGCGGAGGCUGGCUGCGACAGACCGCAGAAGCCAGGGAGCCAGGCGGAUACUGGCUGCGACAGCCCGCAGAAGCCAGGGAGCCAGGCGGAUACUGGCUGCGACAGCCCGCAGAAGCCAGGGAGCCAGGCCGAGGCUGGCUGCGACCCGACCCGGCGCGCGCCACACGUCGGCUAG
Messenger RNA from Schistocerca nitens (vagrant locust), 702 nucleotides. Its product is annotated as cuticle collagen 1-like. The coding region runs from base 1 to 702 and encodes 233 amino acids. NCBI's taxonomy places the organism in Eukaryota, Metazoa, Arthropoda, Insecta, Orthoptera, Acrididae. The record is from RefSeq and is a predicted model, not a curated record. The transcript has 3 exons.